AUGUAUCUUCCACGGCAGCUCAUUUCACACCUAUAUCUACAACUUCUCCGAUCCCACCAUCCGCUCUCCCCGCCAGUCCUCAUCCUUGUCGCACUCGAGCCAGACGCGCUGUGUGCCUGUCGUAUCCUCACGGCUCUACUCAAGCGCGACUAUAUACCCCACAAAAUCCAACCGGUUGCCGGAUAUGGCGACCUUGCACGCGCAGGCGAGGAUCUGGUCCGGCCAAUGCAAACCACGAAUGGCGGCAGCGGAGGUGUCGUAAUUUGUCUUGGAGUUGGAGGCCUCGUCGAUCUUGGCGAGAUCUUGAACCUCACCUCUGCAGAAGAAGAGGUAGAGGAUCUCGGCGGCAUUGAGAUUUGGGUCCUUGACGCGCGACGGCCAUGGAACCUGGCCAACGUCUUCGGUGGCCAAGCGGGCAUAGGGCAAGCAAUGGCGGAAAUUGAUGUCAAUGCGCGUCGAAAUGGGCGAGGUGUGGAAAAGGGGCGCAUCACGCCUUCUUACACGUCCAAAUACGGUGGCAUCGUUGUCUUUGACGACGGCGACAUUGAGGAAGAGCUCGGCAGUGAGCGCGAAGCAUACUAUGCGCUACUUGAGAUGCCCGAGGUGGAUGAUGACAAUGAUGCAAGUGCCAACGACUCUAGCGAUGACGAUGACGAUAUUGUCCCAGGCUCCAAGAAACGCAAAUCAUGGUCGGAACGAGAGGACGGGGAAGAAUCGGAUGAAGAAGAUGGACCUCCUCGGCGACGGAAGCGGAGCAAUUCAGGAUCAUCUCUUGCAUCUUCCCCAACCCAUCGAAGAAGGACUGCGAUCAAUUCUUCCAAUUCAUCUCGUUCUCCUACUCCAGCAUCAGAUUCCCCGUCGCCGACCGAGAUUCGGCAACCAUCCACGAAGCAACUGACGCGUCGACUCAUCAAGCUGAAGCGCAGACAUGAAUCGGUUCUACAAAGAUAUUAUUCCGCGGGAACGUCAUAUUCGGAGCCAAUUUCAUCACUUAUUUACUCUCUGGCGUCUGAACUUGGUCGCGAGGAUAAUGACCUUCUUUGGCUUGCGAUUAUCGGCGCCUCAAGUUUGGAGUUGAGUGGUCGAACCAUGACUGGAGUCGGGAUUUCCAGCACAUCUGAAUCCGGAGGUUCUGCGGGUUGGGGUGGACAGCGUGGGGAGCAUAUUCGCCAAAUCUUAAGAGACGAGGUCCAUCGACUGAAUCCGCCGGAUCCCUCUGAGCGGGACCGGGAUGCAAGGGGAGAGAUUAACGGCGUCAUUCCAACGACGGCCAGAUCGCCUACAGAUACAUCCAUUCGUCUCUCACCAGAGCCUCGUUUUCUCCUCGUCCGGCACUGGUCGCUUUAUGACAGCAUGCUGCAUAGUCCGUACCUGGCCACCCGACUGCAUGUAUGGACAGAAAAUGGGCGCAAACGUCUGCACAAGCUUCUUGCAAAGAUGGGCGUCAGUCUCAGUCAGUGUCAUCAGAACUAUACCCAUAUGGAUAUGGAACUUAAACGAGCACUGCGGGGAAGGCUUCUCAAGUAUGCCCCUAUGUAUGGCCUGGAUGGCUUGGUUCCUCCAGAAACUUCUGGCGGGCACGCUAGCUCCCGUGAGGGCUGGGGUUUCGUGCGCUGCUGGGGAUGGAAAGCAUGUCUUUCCGCCACGGAUGUGGGUGUGAUUAUAGGCGCCAUGUUGGAGGUCGGUCCUCAUGAGGCCUCUGGGCCAUGGGACACGAAACGCAUUUCGCGACCUAAAGUAUCUGACGAGGCCGACAUCAAUCAAGGGCCCAACGGGUCUGAUUUGGCCAGUCUGCUGCCCCGCUUCUGGAGUGCUUACGAUGCUCUGUCGCUUACGUCCGAAUCUCCUACACUUCUUAUGGAGGCUCUUCCACUAGCCCAGCAUCUUCACCGCGCAAUCUUGCGCACCGGUACUUCCCUACUGUCGAAACACCAGAUUCGCCAUCUUCGGGCAUUCCGUAUCGCGGUUGUCAAAGAUGGACCUGAUGUGAAAUUAUUCACAAAUCCCGGGGCUCUGACCAAGUUGGCUCUCUGGAUUGCCGAGGCCAUUAAAGUUCAAGAGCGUGACAAAGAUCGGGAUCUCUAUGUGGUCGUCGGCACAGGUGGCGGUGGUGGCGUAAUUGAUUUUGCUGCCAUGUCGAAGCGUCAAGAAGAACGCCGGAAAAAGAAAGAAGCCAAGGAGAAAAGGCAAAAGGAAAGGGAAUUGCGACGAGCACGACGUGCGGCAGAGCGGGCUGAGCAAGGCGAUGAAGAUGCCGAAGACGAGGAGUCGGACGAGUCUGAAUCUUCUUCCGAGUCGGAGUCUGAAGACGAAGAUCCUCGAGGAAGCAAAAACCUACUGCGCAACCGUUUCGGUAUUGCCUUCCAAGAGGUUGUCCAAGAAACCAAUGCCCGCGUCCGUAUAGACAGCUUCGACCACUGCGUUGUCGAGGUUCAAAGGAUGAUCUGGGAGGGUUUCUCGAGGCCCUCAGUUUCCGCAGUGUGGUGGGUUGAGCCUCUUCUCUUCCGCAUCACCACUAUAAUUCACGCAGUCUACGACCUGACCACUUGCAUUUGGUUUAUUCUUCUUUCUUGGCAUACAUGCGAAACGGCUCUCUGUUUUCUCCUUUUUUCGAUUUUUGUUAACACGCACGGGAAGAGCAAAUUGGAGUUGGGUGGCGAUGGGCGCACUUGA
Messenger RNA from Penicillium oxalicum, 2673 nucleotides. RefSeq names its product cell division control 45 family protein. The transcript is spliced from 3 exons. NCBI's taxonomy places the organism in Eukaryota, Fungi, Ascomycota, Eurotiomycetes, Eurotiales, Aspergillaceae. Gene Ontology annotation, molecular function: chromatin binding; single-stranded DNA binding; DNA replication origin binding. Gene Ontology annotation, cellular component: DNA replication preinitiation complex. The coding region runs from base 1 to 2673 and encodes 890 amino acids. Gene Ontology annotation, biological process: double-strand break repair via break-induced replication; DNA replication initiation; mitotic DNA replication preinitiation complex assembly. The record is from RefSeq and is a predicted model, not a curated record.